Messenger RNA from Papaver somniferum (opium poppy), 1981 nucleotides. Its product is annotated as RNA polymerase II-associated protein 3-like. The transcript is spliced from 11 exons. The coding region runs from base 126 to 1436 and encodes 436 amino acids. Gene Ontology annotation, molecular function: protein binding. NCBI's taxonomy places the organism in Eukaryota, Viridiplantae, Streptophyta, Magnoliopsida, Ranunculales, Papaveraceae. The record is from RefSeq and is a predicted model, not a curated record.
CCGUACAAAUCCCCACUUCCAGAAUCCAGAAACAUCUAGCCCGCGCAAAUAAUUUUCCCCCUUCUAAAGCUCACUUUCAUCUUUCUUUCUCCUCCUCAGUUCUCACAUACAUACAGUAUUACGCCAUGGCUAGGGUUCCAAACAAGCAUAACCGCGAUCAAAAUUUGGAUUUUCAGGGAAUGUUAAGUGAUUUACAAGGUUGGGAACUUUCUCUUAAAGAGAAAGAUAAGAAAUUGAAAGCGCAAUCUCAUUCUCCUGGAGAUAAUGGAAAAAGGGUUUCAAUGACCAGUGCAAAUCAGUUUGGUUACUCGAGGAAUUCUGAUCCCAUUACUCGUAUAUCUAGUAGUCUAUUACAUGAUGAAGAAUCUCCUGAUGCUAAUUCAGAGAAGGAAUUGGGGAAUGAGUAUUUUAAGCAGAAAAAGUUUAACGAAGCUAUUGAUUGUUAUUCAAGAAGCAUUGCUUUAUCACCCUCCGCCGUAGCUUAUGCAAAUAGAGCCAUGGCUUACCUCAAAAUCAAAAGAUUUGAAGAAGCUGAAAAUGACUGCACCGAGGCCUUAAAUUUAGAUGACCGCUACAUAAAAGCAUAUUCAAGGCGUGCAACAGCUAGGAAAGAACUUGGAAAACUUAAGGAAUCUAUUGAAGAUUCUGAGUUUGCACUGAGGCUGGAGCCUGACAACCAAGAAGUCAAGAAGCAGCAUGCUGAUGUGAAAGAUCUUUAUAAGAAGGAGGUUCUUAAGAAGGCUUCAGCAGCAGCCGCUAGAGACUCCACGCAAGAAGCAAAAAGGGUAGGAGUUACUGAAAUUCAAACAGGUCAUACCAAGGUUGGUGGAAAGCCUUCAGACGCUGGAAGUGGAAGUAAGACUGCGAGAAUAUCUGUGGCAUCUGGAAACAUAAGCAGCAAGCCACAAUCAUAUGGACCUUUAGAAGGUGGCAAAACCCUGAAGGUAAACCCCCAGGGAGUUCAAAGUCUUGAUAAAAAGCGAGAACAGAAGACAGCAGUCCAAGAACUUGCUUCACGAGCAGCAUCUCGAGUUGCUGCUGAAGCGGCAAAAAAUCUUUCACCACCGAAGACAGCUUACCAGUUUGAGGUUUCUUGGAAAGGUCUGUCUGGUGACCCUGCACUCCAGGCUACAUUCCUGAAGGCUAUAUCUCCAACUACGUUACCACAGCUAUUCAAGAAUGCCUUGUCUGCUCCCAUACUCAUCGACAUUAUCAAGUGUGUGGCCACCUUAUUCAUGGAGGAGACUGAACUGGCUGUGAAAUUUUUGGAUAAUUUAACCAAGGUCUCAAGAUUUGACAUGAUCAUCAUGUGUCUCUCUGCUGCAGACAAAACAGAUCUUCACAAGAUGUGGGAAGAAGUCUUCUCCAACACGAAUAAGACCGAGUACUCAGAGACACUCAGCAAAUUGCAGUCGAAGUACUGUCCUGUGAGGUAGGCAGAUAGGUGGAUGCAUUUUCCAGGAAGAGUUCAUCAACAAAGAGUUGUCAAGUUGAUAAUUUACCCUCAUCUUUUCUUUAAAGAUAGUAUUCCGUCUCCAAUAUAUUGCUACGUAUCUCUUAUUUAAGGGACCAAAAAGAACAUCACUUUCUGGAAACGGAUGGAAUAUUAAAUACAGUUGUAACUGAGAGUCUGCGUCUGAGAUCUAGGACAAUUACAACAACUGUAGCAGUCUCACGUUUUUGUGAUUCUGAGUGUACAUUCUCUCUUCAAAUGGUAAUGGCUUGUUUCUGGGGUAAUGCAGAAGUUGUGAAAAAUUCGCUUAUAACUUCAAGAUAACAUUGUCAUAGCACAUGAGUUGCUAUCUACUAUGGAAAAAAAGAAAGAGUAGGAGAAAUAGCUAUUGAAUUAGACAUGUCUAAGGUGUUUGCGUUUGAUCGUAUUGAAUGGUCUUUUUUGUGUGAUGUUUUGAAACAUCUUGGUUUACUGAACAGUGAUGCAAAAUGGUUUAUCAUUGCAUUAGUACUACAACCGUUUCCCUUU